Molecule: messenger RNA, 447 nt
Organism: Nematostella vectensis (starlet sea anemone)
Lineage: Eukaryota; Metazoa; Cnidaria; Anthozoa; Actiniaria; Edwardsiidae
Product: integrin alpha-M-like
Exons: 2
Coding region: 1-447 (148 amino acids)
Source: RefSeq, a predicted model, not a curated record
AUGAAUAUCUCCGCUCAAGGCAGCCAUCUUGGAUUGGUAGAGUACAGUUCUAGUGCAAGUCGAGUCUUAAGUUUCCGCUUUACGCAAAAAGCCGCGGACAUCAACCGAGAAAUAGACGCCAUUAAAUUCACUGGCGGAGAAACGCGCACAGACUUGUUCACGAACAGCGCAGGGGGCAGGGAAAACGUCCCUGAUGUACUGAUUGUCAUGACAAACGGUCGGACUAGCCAGGGUAGUUUGCCAUAUAAAGACGUCAUGAAGCCUCUUAAGAAAAAGAAAGUCAACGUUCUUGCUGUUGGCAUUGGGCCUGACGUCAACGAAGCAGAGCUGCUGGAGAUUGCCGAGGAAAGAGAUCACGUGAUUCGCGUGCAUGACUACGAGGCUCUCUCCACCAAACCCAACUCGAUCCUCGCGCUCUCUUGUCCGACUAGGCAAGUAGGUGCGUAA